This is a messenger RNA of Theobroma cacao (cacao), 1431 nucleotides long. The record is from RefSeq and is a predicted model, not a curated record. NCBI's taxonomy places the organism in Eukaryota, Viridiplantae, Streptophyta, Magnoliopsida, Malvales, Malvaceae.
UUCGUCUUGGUCUCAUUUUCCCCACGUAUUUCCCCUUUUUUCACUCUCAGGAAAAGGAUCCAGGGGGAGAAAGGGUACUUGGCGUUUUGACUCGAAAUCUCUCUCCUUCUGUUGCAUUCUCUAACCAAUUACUGAUAUCUUCAUUAUCUAUCUUCUUUUUUUUCCUGUCUCUGAAAUUGUUAAAUGAGGAAACUUUGUCCAAAUAUUGACAGAGAAGAUGGCCUUGAGACGGUUCUCGAGGUCCCAGUACCGGAAGAAAUGUUCACCAGCAUGGGCAGCAAUCUUCAAGUGCGCUUGGCAAACAUGUUAACAUGGAUGAAGGCUCAAACUUCUGAUAAGUGGUCGCAACCAGUCAUUGCAGGUCGGAUUAACGAGCUACGCUUCCUUCUUUACCUUGUAGGAUCUCCUCUUAUCCCUCUCCAGGUGCAAUUGGGCCACUCUGUUCACAAACCUGUCAAAGAUUGCUCAAUUCAAGCUUCAACAGCAAAAUACAUUGUGCAGCAAUACAUGGCUGCUACAGGAGGACAACAGGCAUUAAACGCAGUGCAUAGCAUGUGUGUAACCGGGCAGGUGAAAAUUACUGCAUCAGAGUUUCACCAAGGUGAUGCUAGCGUUAACGUGAAGAGCAGUGAGGAAAUGGGUGGAUUUGUACUCUGGCAAAAGGAUCCGGAUUUAUGGUGCUUGGAGCUUGUGGUAUCAGGAUGCAAGGUGGUUUCUGGAAGCAAUGGCAAACUUUCCUGGAGGCAUUCCUCUAAUCAACAAACUCCCAUUUCAAAAGGUCCUCCCAGGCCCUUGCGCCGUUUCCUUCAGGGAUUGGAUCCAAGGUCUACGGCCAAUUUGUUUAUAGACGCAACAUGCAUAGGAGAGAAAAUCAUAAGCGGCGAAGACUGCUUCAUCCUCAAGCUCGAGACGAGUCCAGCAAUCCGCGAGGCGCAAAGCGGACCAAAUUAUGAGAUCAUCCACCACACGAUCUGGGGCUACUUCAGCCAGAGGUCUGGUCUCUUGAUUCAGUUUGAGGAUUCCAGGUUGUUGAUGAUGAAAACCAAGGAUGACAACGAUGUCUUUUGGGAGACUAGGACAGAGUCGGUAAUGGAUGACUAUCAGUAUAUUGAUGGUGUUAACAUUGCACACGGUGGUAAAACAAGCGUCACGGUAUUCAGAUACGGAGAGCAAUCUGCCAACCACAAGAGGCAGAUCGAAGAGAAAUGGAAAAUUGAAGACGUAGAUUUCAAUGUAUGGGGUUUGUCGAUGGAUCAUUUUCUGCCUCCAUCUGGUCUGCAAAAAGAUUAAGAUUUAGCUUAGACCAGAAGAAGAGAAAAUGUGCAACUUUUUUUUUCUUUUUAAAUUUUUAAGACGAGGGUAAGGAAAAAGAAUGUGUACAUACUAGAGAAUUUGAAAACAAUAUUUUGAAUAUAAAGAAAAUUUUGAAGG